AUGAACGCUACGAUCGAUUUCGAGCAGGUCCCAACAAUGAUUGCCAACUCUGCGCGGCAGCUCGUUGCGCGCGUCCAGGCGCGCAGCGCGAAUGCGACCCCUCUCCUGCCUUGGGUCCCGAAGUGGCUCAAGGUGCUCUUCCUGCUCGUUCUCAUUCUGCACACGAACUCGCUCCCGUUCAUGUGGCACAUUCGCGUGUGGGCGCACCCGCUGCAUGCCUUUAUCCAGAGCAAGGUAAUGGGCAAGCGUGCGUACUGGAAGAAGUGGCUGCGUGAACUCGACGCGCAGGGCGGCAUCACGGGCCUGCGCGUGCGCACGACACGCCGCGCCCUCGCCGACGACUGCGACUACAACAUGCACCUGUCCAACAGUGCCUAUGCGAAGAACUCGGACCAGAACAAGAUGGCCUUUGCGAUCGACGCCUUUGCGCCCGCCUUUGUCACGGGCGGGUUCAUGGCCCUCGGCGGCUCCCACUGGCUGUACCUCAAGGAAAUCCCGAUGGGCACCGAGUACGUGAUGGAGACGCGCCUGGCUGGCUGGGGCGACAAGUGGAUGCACCUCGUGACCGAGUUCAUCAUCUACCCGAAGGGCAAGAAGGUCGUUCACAAGACGAAGGCGGGGCGCCCGAACCCGCCCGUGCCGACCUUCUCGGCCCCGCCGAGCGGCACCGACUCGCCCGCCUCGGGCGUGCCCGUUAACGGCGGGCCGGCCGCCGGCGAGAAGGCCGAGGCGAUGGUGCGCUCUGCCUCCGAGGUGCUGAAGAAGGUGAAGGCGCGCGUGCGCGACCCGCGCCCGGACGGAGGCGUCAUCUGCUGCGUCGCCAUCACAGACUACUGCUUCAAGCAAGGGCGCGUCACAAUCCCGCCGCGCAUCGCGCUGUUUACGGGCUUCCACUCGCCCGACCCCGCCAUGCGCGAGGAGGCCAUGCGCAUCCUCCUCCAGAAGGAUAAUGGCAUCCCCUUCGUCCGCGGCAAGUGGAAGGAGCACCCGCUCGCUGACAAACUUGGGCUUGACGUCGGCCUGGGACCGGAUGGCACGACGGCGUGGGCCCAGGCCGUCGCCGACAAGAUGGAGGAGGCGAAUGACGACAUUGCCUCUGUCGGCGCGUCGUACAUGCCUGGUCUCUAA
Trichosporon asahii var. asahii CBS 2479 is the source of this 1128-nucleotide messenger RNA. RefSeq lists its product as uncharacterized. The transcript has 2 exons. The coding region runs from base 1 to 1128 and encodes 375 amino acids. The record is from RefSeq and is a predicted model, not a curated record. Lineage: Eukaryota; Fungi; Basidiomycota; Tremellomycetes; Trichosporonales; Trichosporonaceae.